Messenger RNA from Vicia villosa (hairy vetch), 858 nucleotides. Its product is annotated as leucine-rich repeat extensin-like protein 3. NCBI's taxonomy places the organism in Eukaryota, Viridiplantae, Streptophyta, Magnoliopsida, Fabales, Fabaceae. The transcript has 4 exons. The record is from RefSeq and is a predicted model, not a curated record. The coding region runs from base 1 to 858 and encodes 285 amino acids.
AUGGAGUUGUCACCACCACAACCAUCUCCACCCAACCCUUUCAUUACACUUCCACCACCACCACCACGUCGCCACCAAACUCCACCUUCACCUCCACCGCCGCCAUAUUCCAUUACACCUCCUUCUCCACCAUCUCCCAUUACACCUCCUCCUCCUCCUCAAAAAAACUCAAAAUCAACAUCAAGUUGUUUCAUCGUGCCUACAACUACAACCCGAUCCGAAAGGGAGUUGUCACCACCACAACCAUCUCCACCCAACCCUUUCAUUACACUUCCACCACCACCACCACGUCGCCACCAAACUCCACCUUCACCUCCACCGCCGCCAUAUUCCAUUACACCUCCUUCUCCACCAUCUCCCAUUACACCUCCUCCUCCUCCUCGGAAAAACUCAAAAUCAACAUCAAGUUGUUUCAUCGUGCCUACAACUACAACCCGAUCCGAAAGGGAGUUGUCACCACCACAACCAUCUCCACCCAACCCUUUCAUUACACUUCCACCACCACCACCACGUCGCCACCAAACUCCACCUUCACCUCCACCGCCGCCAUAUUCCAUUACACCUCCUUCUCCACCAUCUCCCAUUACACCUCCUCCUCCUCCUCGGAAAAACUCAAAAUCAACAUCAAGUUGUUUCAUCGUGCCUACAACUACAACCCGAUCCGAAAGGGAGUUGUCACCACCACAACCAUCUCCACCCAACCCUUUCAUUACACUUCCACCACCACCACCACGUCGCCACCAAACUCCACCUUCACCUCCACCGCCGCCAUAUUCCAUUACACCUCCUUCUCCACCAUCUCCCAUUACACCUCCUCCUCCUCCUCAGAAAAACUCAAAAUCAACAUCAAGGUUAUAA